Molecule: messenger RNA, 1672 nt
Organism: Lagenorhynchus albirostris (white-beaked dolphin)
Lineage: Eukaryota; Metazoa; Chordata; Mammalia; Artiodactyla; Delphinidae
Gene: DNAAF4
Product: dynein axonemal assembly factor 4
Exons: 10
Coding region: 143-1405 (420 amino acids)
Biological process (GO): heart development; cilium movement; inner dynein arm assembly
Molecular function (GO): nuclear estrogen receptor binding
Source: RefSeq, a predicted model, not a curated record
CGCUAAAGUUACAAAUCUCCUUAAACAACUGUAAAACAUAUCCGUGUCAAUUCAACUUAUCCUACAGUUGAGUUGCAGCCAAGCAUUCGCCAGCAACCGAGCGGGCGCGCGUCCUCCCCAGCCUCUCCGGACGCCUCCCGGGAUGCCCCUGCAGGUUAGCGACUACAGCUGGCAGCAGACGAGGACUGCGGUCUUCAUCUCUGUGCCCCUCAGAGGCGUCACCGUCAGGGACGCGGACGUGUUCUGCACGGAAAACUAUCUGAAGGUGAACUGUCCUCCAUUUUUAUUUGAGGUGUUUCUCUAUGCUCCCAUAGACGAUGAGAGCAGCAAAGCCAAGAUUGGAAAUGACACUAUUGUUUUCACUUUACACAAAAAAGAAGCGGCCAUGUGGGAGACCCUUUCUCUGUCAAGUGUUGACAAAGAGAUGAUGCAAAGAAUAAGGGAGAAAUCUAUCUUACAAGCACAAGAAAGCGCAAAAGAAGCUAUGGAAGCAAAAGCUUCGGCAAGGCGGGAAGAUCAAAAAUAUACACUAAAUGUCAUGAUGAAGAUUGAAGAAGAAGAGAGGAAAAGAAUAGAAGAUAUGAAAGAAAAUGAACGGAUAAAAGCAACUAAAGAAUUGGAAACCUGGAAAGAACAUCAAAGAAAAGCUGAAGAACAUAAAAUAAUUCAGAGAGAAGAAAAAUUAUAUCAACAAGAAAAGCAAAUUGAAGAAGAGAGAAAAAAAUUAAAACAUAAAGGUCUUACUAGGAAUUCAGUAUCUAGAAAUCUUGCCACAAAAGGGAGAAAUUCAGAAAUUAUAUUUUUUGAGAAGUUAAAGGAAGACAGUAUUCCUGCUCCUCGCUCUGUCGGCAAUAUUAAAAUCAACUUUACCCCUCGAGUAUUCCCAACUGCUCUCCGGGAAUCACAGGUAGCAGCAGAAGAGGAGUGGCUACAUAAACAAGCAGAGGCGCGAAGAGCAACGAAUACUGACAUUCCUGAACUUUGUGAUUUAAAAGAAGAGGAAAAGAACCCAGAAUGGUUGAAGGACAAAGGAAACAAAUUGUUUGCAACAGAAAACUAUUUGGCAGCUAUUAAUGCAUACAACUUAGCCAUAAGACUAAAUAGUAAGAUUCCACUACUGUAUUUGAAUCGGGCUGCUUGCCAUCUAAAACUGAAAAACUUACACAAGGCCAUAGAAGAUUCUUCUAAGGCACUAGAAUUAUUGACACCACCUGUUGCAGACAAUGCUAACGCAAGAAUGAAGGCACACGUACGACGUGGAACAGCAUUCUGUCAACUAGAAUUGUAUGUAGAAGGCCUACAGGAUUAUGAAGCUGCCCUUAAGAUUGAUCCAUCCAACAAAAUUGUGCAAAAUGAUGCUGAGAAGAUUCGGAAUAUAAUUCAAGGAACAGAACUAAAAUCUUAAUGACUACUAGAAGCAACUAGGUAUUGUACUAGGUAUUGUUCUAAGUUUUACAAAAAUAACUGGAGGCAUUAGGAAUCUGCAUAUUAUGGCUGAUUAUACAGAAUCACUUUCUCUUUAGUUCUGUACAGGGCAGAAUAUUAUAAAUCUGUAGAAAAUGAAAUGUUUGAUUUCAGUGGUUUUUGAAUAAGUAAGUCAAAGUAAGAAUAAUCUCUUUUAAUUAUUUGUUUCAUAUUACAACAUAAUUGUAUUUUUUUGUUACUGAAUUCA